Messenger RNA from Miniopterus natalensis, 1574 nucleotides. RefSeq names its product dual specificity phosphatase 4 (gene DUSP4). Gene Ontology annotation, cellular component: cytoplasm; nucleus. Gene Ontology annotation, biological process: protein dephosphorylation; negative regulation of MAPK cascade; endoderm formation. Gene Ontology annotation, molecular function: MAP kinase tyrosine/serine/threonine phosphatase activity. The record is from RefSeq and is a predicted model, not a curated record. Lineage: Eukaryota; Metazoa; Chordata; Mammalia; Chiroptera; Miniopteridae.
CGCGGAUCUCCGGCUGCUCUUGGGGGACGGCGGCCGAGCUGCAGCGCCGGCAAGAGUUCAGCGGGUAAAAUACAAAGAGGCCACAACAGAAGAGAGCCCUUGGCCCUCUCCCGUAAACAGUCCCCUCCAGGGUCGCCGCCCUCUCUCUCGCACCGCGCGUGGUGCUGCCUGGUGCCCGAAGCCGCUCGGACUGCGAUGUGACUGCGAGACCGCCGAAGGAAGGAUAACCGGGGACAAGAGGGUCUCCGGUGGGAGCCCCCGAGGGCCAAGUUUGUGGCUACUUUUGCACGCGCCCUCCCGUAGCCCUCGCCCACCCCUUCCAGCAGCCCAGCUGUCCCGGCUGUCCGUACCCGCCUCGUGUGCCCAGCAGCCGCGGUUCCCGGCCACCAUGGUGACGGUGGAGGAGCUGCGGGAGAUGGACUGCAGCGUGCUCAAAAGGCUGAUGAACCGGGACGAGAACGGCGGCGGCGGCGGCGCCCUGGGGCUCCUGAGCGGCGGCAAGUGCCUGCUGCUGGACUGCAGACCGUUCCUGGCGCACAGCGCGGGCUACAUCCGAGGCUCGGUCAAUGUGCGUUGCAACACCAUCGUGCGUCGGCGGGCCAAAGGCUCCGUGAGCCUGGAGCAGAUCCUGCCGGCCGAGGAGGAGGUGCGCGCCCGCCUGCGGUCCGGCCUCUACUCGGCCGUCAUCGUCUACGACGAGCGCAGCCCGCGCGCCGAGAGCCUCCGCGAGGACAGCACCGUGUCGCUGGUGGUGCAGGCUCUGCGCCGCCACGCCGAGCGCACCGACAUCUGCCUGCUCAAAGGUGGCUAUGAGAGGUUUUCCUCCGAGUAUCCAGAAUUCUGUUCCAAAACCAAGGCCCUGGCAGCCAUCCCGCCCGUGGCACCGCCCAGCACGGCCGAAUCCUUGGACCUGGGCUGCAGCUCCUGUGGAACCCCACUGCACGACCAGGGGGGUCCGGUGGAGAUCCUCCCCUUCCUCUACCUCGGCAGUGCCUAUCAUGCCGCCCGGAGAGACAUGCUGGAUGCCCUGGGGAUCACGGCCCUAUUGAACGUCUCCUCUGACUGCCCCAACCACUUUGAAGGACACUAUCAAUACAAAUGCAUCCCGGUGGAAGACAACCACAAGGCCGACAUCAGCUCCUGGUUCAUGGAAGCCAUCGAGUACAUUGACGCCGUGCAGGACUGCCGCGGGCGCGUGCUGGUGCACUGCCAGGCGGGCAUCUCGCGCUCGGCCACCAUCUGCCUGGCCUACCUGAUGAUGAAGAAGCGCGUGAGGCUGGAGGAGGCCUUCGAGUUCGUCAAGCAGCGGCGGAGCAUCAUCUCGCCCAACUUCAGCUUCAUGGGGCAGCUGCUGCAGUUCGAGUCGCAGGUGCUGGCCACGUCCUGCGCCGUGGAGGCCGCCAGCCCGUCGGGGCCCCUGCGCGAGCGCGGCAAGGCCACCCCCACGCCCACCUCGCAGUUCGUCUUCAGCUUCCCGGUGUCGGUGGGCGUGCACGCCGCGCCCAGCAGCCUGCCCUACCUGCACAGCCCCAUCACCACCUCCCCCAGCUGUUAGGGCGCUCGGGAGCCCCCCG